This is a messenger RNA of Drosophila bipectinata, 621 nucleotides long. RefSeq names its product Peptidoglycan recognition protein SC2 (gene PGRP-SC2). The record is from RefSeq and is a predicted model, not a curated record. Gene Ontology annotation, biological process: innate immune response; peptidoglycan catabolic process. NCBI's taxonomy places the organism in Eukaryota, Metazoa, Arthropoda, Insecta, Diptera, Drosophilidae. Gene Ontology annotation, molecular function: peptidoglycan binding; N-acetylmuramoyl-L-alanine amidase activity; zinc ion binding.
GCCCAGAACCAACAAAACAAUCGAUCCGCAACAUGGCCAACAAAGUCCUCGUCCUUCUCGCUGUGCUCUUCUGCGCCCAGGCCGUUCUCGGCGUGACCAUCAUCUCCAAGUCGGAGUGGGGCGGUCGCUCGGCCACCAGCAAGACCACCCUGGCUAGCUCCCUGAGCUACGCUGUGAUCCACCACACCGCCGGUAACUACUGCUCCACCAAGGCCGCCUGCAUUACCCAGCUGAAGAACAUCCAGAGCUACCACAUGGACUCCUUGGGCUGGGCCGAUAUUGGCUACAACUUCCUGAUCGGCGGCGAUGGCAACGUGUACGAGGGUCGCGGCUGGAACGUGAUGGGUGCCCAUGCCACCAACUGGAACUCCAAGUCCAUUGGCAUCUCCUUCCUGGGCAACUACAACACCAACACCCUGACCUCCGCCCAGAUCAGUGCCGCCAAGGGUCUGCUCUCCGACGCCGUUAGCCGUGGCCAGAUCAUCUCCGGAUACACCCUGUACGGACAUCGCCAGGUCGGUUCCACCGAGUGCCCCGGCACCAACAUCUGGAAUGAGAUCCGUACCUGGUCCAACUGGAAGGCCUAAAUGCUUUCAAGAAGUGUCUUUUUAAAAAUCAUAA